This is a messenger RNA of Helianthus annuus (common sunflower), 2085 nucleotides long. RefSeq names its product protein SET DOMAIN GROUP 41. The coding region runs from base 75 to 1730 and encodes 551 amino acids. The record is from RefSeq and is a predicted model, not a curated record. Gene Ontology annotation, molecular function: protein binding. Lineage: Eukaryota; Viridiplantae; Streptophyta; Magnoliopsida; Asterales; Asteraceae. The transcript is spliced from 4 exons.
UUUGCUUUUCUUUUCAAGUGCACCUCCUCCUAAUCUAUGGUUUAAGUACAAAUAAUCCAGUUAACGGAGGAAAUAUGGAGACGGAAAUGGAGAUGGUGUCAGCAGAAAGUAUAGGAAUCGGAGAAGACCUAACCCCACCUCUCUCCCCGAUCUCCUACUCACUCCACGACGCUUUCCUUCACUCCCACUGCUCUUCCUGCUUCUCCCCUUUACCCUCCUCCUCUUCCCCCAAUCCCAAUCCCAAUCAUCAUCAUGGCCACGGUGGUCUUCUCUACUGCUCUUCUUCCUGCUGCGAAUCCUCUCAUUCCCCCCUCCACCACUUUUCUUCCUCCGCCCACCUUCUCUCCCCUUCUCUAGAGCCCUCCGACCUCCGAGUGGCUCUCCUCUUUCUUCUUCAAAUCAAACCCCACUUCAAUUCUUCUUACCAUCGUAUUUGCGGCCUCAUGUCCAACCGUCACCGUCUUCUUACAUCCACCAAUGACGACGAUGACCUCGCCAUCAGAAUAAGAAACGGAGCAAGGGCCAUGGCUGCUGCUGCUGCCACGGAUGGGGAAUUUCUAUUGGAAGAGGCUGAGGCGGUGUUGUGUGCGGUGCUAACCAACGCCGUGGAGGUUCAAGAUAGGAUGGGCCGAUCCGUGGGGAUUGCGGUUUAUGACACGUGUUUUUCAUGGAUCAACCAUAGUUGUUCUCCAAAUGCCUCUUACACCUUCCUGCCCCCGGAGACUCCAAGGGGUGGCCAACGCUGCUGCCUCAUCACUCCAUCGUCUUCCCAACCCUUUGAUGAUACUCCUUCUCACUUGCUUACAGGAUUGGCUGGUGGUCCGAAAAUAGUUGUUAGGAGUAUAAAGACGAUAAAGAAAGGGGAGCAGGUAACCGUUUCAUACACGGACUUGUUGCAGCCAAAGGAGUUGAGGCAGUCGGAGUUGUGGUCUAAGUAUCGAUUUACAUGUUGCUGUCAUCGAUGUGCUGCACAUCCUUUAACCUAUGUCGACCAACAUCUACAAGAUAGUUGCAGGAGCGAUGAUUUUGUUACAGAAUACAUAGAUGAUGCUAUUGAUGAUUAUCUGUGUUCCAACGACACUGAAUCUUGCUGCAAGAAGCUGGAGGAUGCUCUUUUGAAUCAUAAAACUAGGUUACAUCCACAAAACCAUUUGUCUCUCAAGGCCUACACAACUCUAGCUUCAGCAUAUUCAAGUGCAAGCGCAAUUGCAAUGGAGGAUGAAGAUGGUUUGAAAAUGAAGAGAUUCAGUGCAGCGUACUCUCUCUUACUUGCCCUACAAACACAUGAUCUGUUUCUCCAUGAAUCUAGUUUAAUUGCUUCAGUUUCAAAUUUCUGGAUCGGCGCUGGUGAAUCACUGAUAAAUCUUGCUACACGCUUAGUGUCAAGUCGUAAAUGGGGUGGGUGUGGGUGCGGGUGCAGGUCGAUUGAUAUACGUGAAGCUAACUUAGAGGUGUUGAAGGAAUAUGUUUUAAAGUGUAUAAGUGAUAUAAUAGGAGGUGGGAAGGUGUGGAAGUUUUUGGUUGGUGGAAACGGUUAUUUAGAAGUUGUUCCCAUGGAUAUGAGAUGGGUCGAGUCGAAGACAGUGGGUGAUGAUGAGUGUGUGGAUGGACAACAGGUAUUUGGGUUAGGUGCUCAUUGUUUGUUAUAUGGAGGGAUUUUGGCCAACAUUAGUGGCGGCCACGACUCGCCUUUGAGUUGUUAUGUUGGACGGCUUCUCGAUGAAUUAUAAAAAUGAAUUUGUUAAGAGCAGCUCCACUCUGAUUUAUCUACUUUAUUCUUGCAGCACGUUGUAGAGAAUCCAAUUAUUUGUUUUCACUCUAAAGCAAGCAACAGUGAAAGUCCCACCCACAUAUAUGUGUAGUGGUCAGUUUGACCCCCAACCAGGUUUCCCCUUUGAACUGCCUAUUGACAAAAGCGUACAAUCAACUGUUUGGCCGGGCCAAUUUUUAUGCUUUUCUUUUUUUGGGUACGAUUCCUGUCUUUUGAGUCUCACAUAUAAAUAUGUUAUGAUUAUACGAUACAAAUUCGAUUUACUUUACCUUUCGAUCCAAAUGCAAUACUUAUAUAGGUUACGUUGAGUUAAA